AUGGUGGAUUGCUGCUUUAUGUUUGUUUACAAAACCACACAUAGAGGCAAUGUGAACACAUUCUUCUUUCUGGGAUUCAACAGCAUGGCUGUAUAUAAUCUACUGCUCUUCAUCUUGAUCCUUAUAAUAUACAUUGUGACAAUAUGUGGAAACCUUUUGAUCAUCAUGCUGGUAUACUACAGCAAGACCCUCCAUUCUCCCAUGUACUUUUUUCUCUCCCAACUCUCAGUAUCUGACAUAAUGCUGACCACAGACAUUGCUCCUAACAUGUUAAAUAUUGUAUUACACGAGCGGACCGCCAUAUCUUUUCCAGGCUGCAUCACUCAGUAUUAUUUUUUUGGCUCUAUUGAAACAUUUGAAUGUUUCCUUCUGACCGUUAUGUCCUAUGACCGCUAUCUAGCCAUCUGCUCUCCUCUGCAUUAUGCCUCCAUCAUGAACCACAUGCUUUGUAUUAAAUUAGUUUUUACAUCCUGGCUGUUGAGUUGUGCGAUAGCAUUCAUUUUAACUGUUGGUAUAUGUCAACUGGAAUUCUGUGGACCAAAUACUAUUGACCAUUUCUACUGUGACUUUAAUCCUUUGGUGGAACUUUCUUGUUCAGAUGCAUCCAGGGUUCAAAUGGAAUUGACCUUGUUGUGUUUUCCCGUGAUAGUCUUGCCAUUCAUUGUGAUAGUAGUCUCAUAUGCUUCCAUUGUUAUAACCAUGUUAAAGAUAACAUCCUUUUCAGGAAAACUGAAAUCAUUUUCCACUUGUAUCUCCCACCUUAUAGUUGUGUUAAUAUUUUAUGGAACCCUGAUUGGAAUGUACGUUCUUCCAAAUGAAGGACAGUCACAAAUGAUCAAAAAGAUCAUGUCAAUGUUGUACACUGUUUUUACGCCCUUUUUGAACCCUUUCAUAUACAGUUUGAGGAAUAAAGAUAUCAAGGAAGCUUUGAGAAAGCCGUUGUUUAAGGCCAUAACCACCAAAUGUACAAUGGUUCCCAUCCUCCCAUAUCACAUCUUUAUAAUUCAGAGACAAUAUGGUCACUGCUCCGAGUGGACUUUCAUAUGGCUCUCUGAAGCUGCCCAGGACAUCCCUCCAUUUGAGGCCCCGGGGUCCUGGGAGAGAUGUGGGACGGUUACCUCUCUGCCUGCAAGUAACCCGUUCAAACUCCACCAUCCUGUCCAAUUCACCCAUCCAGAGAUCCAGCGUGGGGGUGGGGAUGAAACCCACUUCCGCACCACCAACCUGGACGCAAUAGCGGGAAUUUGGCCCAUGAGGUACGUUGAGAUCUAA
Molecule: messenger RNA, 1272 nt
Organism: Nanorana parkeri
Lineage: Eukaryota; Metazoa; Chordata; Amphibia; Anura; Dicroglossidae
Product: olfactory receptor 1468-like
Exons: 6
Coding region: 1-1272 (423 amino acids)
Biological process (GO): G protein-coupled receptor signaling pathway
Cellular component (GO): membrane
Molecular function (GO): G protein-coupled receptor activity; olfactory receptor activity
Source: RefSeq, a predicted model, not a curated record